Molecule: messenger RNA, 1466 nt
Organism: Ricinus communis (castor bean)
Lineage: Eukaryota; Viridiplantae; Streptophyta; Magnoliopsida; Malpighiales; Euphorbiaceae
Exons: 1
Coding region: 259-1239 (326 amino acids)
Molecular function (GO): protein binding
Source: RefSeq, a predicted model, not a curated record
UGGAGACACGCGUCGAACACCCAACAACAAAUUUGACACACUCUUCCGCUUAACUCUUCGAUUUUCUCUCCCACAUCACUCACUCACUCACUCUCUCUCUUUCUCUCGCUCAUCUCUAUCCGUUUUGUUCGCGUUCUUUCACAUGAUAUAAAUGCAAAACCUCAAAUAAUUCACAAAUUAACAAACCCUAGAUAUUACCAAAAAAAAUACACACCUUGAUUUUAUAUACAGACGAACCGGAAUCUUUUUUUUUUCCAAAUGGCCGACAUACAGCCACCGGAGAGUCACGUAAACGGUGGUGGUGGGGGCGGCGGGGGAGGCGCCACAGGAGGAGGACCAGUUGCUGUUACGUCAUCGGAAACGGUUGGGUCAAAACGGCAGCGUAGGCCUAGUGUCCGACUUGGCGAAAUCGGCGGUGACCAGCUUUAUGAUACGCAUCCACGUAGGACGGUGAGUAAUAAUAAACAGUGGAAGAAUCAUCAGCUAUUAUCUACUGAUCAUAAAAGGGACGAUAAUAAAGGCUCAAAGACCCGAGCUUUAACGAAUUUAAGCACUACUAGUGGUGAGUUUGUUGAAACCCUAGAUGACGAUAAAGAGGUUAAUUUGGAUACAGUUGCAAUUGGAAGUUGGCGAGUUAGUAAGGAUUCAAAAAAGAGGGCAUCUAAUGCUACAACGAAGCGAGUAAGAUCCAAUUGGGUUUCAAAGAUUGAUGAUACUGGUGGUGGUGGUGGCAAUAUUAAUAAUGAUGUUGAUGGCGAUGAGAAAUACAGUGGGGGUGAAGACGUUGAUGAUGGGUAUCGAGAAUUCGAUAUGGAAAAUUCAGAAAGUCCUUUGAAAGAACAGAGUCCUGUGCAUUCUCUUGAGAAUCUAGGAGAUGGAAAUGAGAGAAAUGAGAGAGAAAUUUAUUACAAUAAUACGAGGACAAUUAGGGCGAGAGAUAAUCAUAAUCAUCAUCAUGAUGGGGUUGAAUUGUCUGGCCCGUCAGAUACUGAUGUUAGAGAUUACAGGAACAAUGGGAGGUGUGGUGGUGGUGGAGGAGGAGGGGAGGAUGGGGUUAGGAUUUGGUUGAAUAGUAUAGGGUUAGGACGGUAUGCGCCGGUUUUUGAAAUUCAUGAGGUGGAUGAUGAGGUUUUGCCUAUGUUGACAUUGGAGGAUUUGAAGGACAUGGGCAUUAAUGCAGUUGGUUCAAGAAGAAAGAUGUUUUGUGCCAUCCAAAAGCUCGGGAAAGGGUUUUCUUGACGAUUCGAUUUUUGUUGAGCUUGUAGUUUUGGUUUUAUAACAGCGGAUAUUGUCUCUCAGCCAUGGUAAUUAAAGAUGCAUCAUGUCUGAACUUAAAAUUGAGUAAUUUUAUUUCUCUCUACUAGAAGCUGUAGUAAUAGUUUUGGAAUGAGUAGGACAUAUUGGUUAGUAUUUCUUGUUGCACUAUAUGAAUGCUUUUUUAGUUCAGUGCAAUUAAUUUUCUAUUA